Molecule: messenger RNA, 596 nt
Organism: Carassius carassius (crucian carp)
Lineage: Eukaryota; Metazoa; Chordata; Actinopteri; Cypriniformes; Cyprinidae
Product: vesicle-associated membrane protein 5-like
Exons: 3
Coding region: 159-500 (113 amino acids)
Biological process (GO): Golgi to plasma membrane protein transport
Cellular component (GO): plasma membrane
Source: RefSeq, a predicted model, not a curated record
CAGCAGAAGAGCAGACGAUUAAAGUUGUGUAACGACGCGCAUGAAGUUUCAAGAUACCGAGCUUGGGUUAUUUUCCCGUUAUCAGCCGCUGGUUUCUCUUUCAGAUGCAGUAUAUUCGGUGACAGUUUCUGGUGUAUUAAAAACGACAGAUUAAAACAAUGGAGAAUGGGCAAAGCCGCCUCCAUCAGGCACACCAGGAUGUGGAGGAUAUCAAAGGUAUCAUGCUUAAUAACAUAGAAAAGGCUGACGAGCGUGCAGGAAAACUCGGGGAGCUUGAGGACAGAGCUGAUAAACUCCUUGAAAAGAGUGAACAAUUCUCAAAGACCUCGACUAAGGUGAAACAGAAGAAGCGCUGGGAGAAUAUUAAGUACAAAGUGAUCAUAGCAGCAGUUGUAGCUGCAGUGUUCCUCAUCAUUAUUGUAGCUUUGACUGUGAGCUUAAGCAGAGAGGACAGUAAAAACACACUUGAAGACACGUCGGCAAUACAAGGAGAUGGCUAGAAGAUAAGCAGUCAGAUAAGAAGAUGAGUGAACAUAAGUUGUGUUUGAAAUUCUUCAAAAUACCCCCUUGAAAGUCUUGCUUCUAAUACUUUUGUA